Molecule: messenger RNA, 1305 nt
Organism: Penaeus vannamei (Pacific white shrimp)
Lineage: Eukaryota; Metazoa; Arthropoda; Malacostraca; Decapoda; Penaeidae
Source: RefSeq, a predicted model, not a curated record
GUACCGAAGACAGAACCGUCCCGUCUCCGGCCACGCCAAGAUGGCCUCCUCCUCCUCCUCCUCCUUCUCCUCGCCUCCUCCUCGGCCUCUCCUCUCGUGCCUCCUCCUCCUCCACGCCUCCCUCGCCUCCCCCGCCAACCGAGAGGUGAGGGCCAAGCGAGCGAGCCAGAGGAGGAGCUGGUACGACCCAGGGCAGCUGUACUACGACUACGGCGACAACCAGGACGUCGACACCUACGACUUCGACGUCGGGCACGACCUCGGCUUCCUGCCCGGAGAGGUCGACUCCUUCAGGAAUGUGCUGAUCGACCUCAUGGACAUCCUGGACGACGGGACCGAGGACCAGCAGAAAAUCAUCCCAGACUACGAAGAAGAAGAGGAAGAAGAAGAAGAAGAAGAAGAAGAACCCGCAGUCGUGAUCAUAGUCGUAGAGGAUGAAAACUACGACCCGAGUGACGUCACGUUGGCCUCGCUGCUGUACGACGAAGACGCGUCGUGGGGGCCCUGCACUCGCUCCUGCGCCGCCCGGAGACACAGGAAAUGUGUCUACCCUACGCUGUGUGGUGAAGAAGAAAUGUUGGAGAAGGCACUGUGCUACGUGCCAGGGUCCAGCUGCGAAAUAGAGGUGAAGGAAUUCCUCGAGCAAGAAGGCUACACCAUCGUGGAAAACAACGAGGACGAGGUACUGGAGGACGACCUCGAGGCUGACCCUGACUUCGACAUCACCGACUACAUUGAUGUCGAUUUGGCGGAGAUCGAGGGCGACUACGGGAGUGAUGGAGAGGAGUACGGGACCGAUGGGGCGGAGUACUACGACUAUGGCUGGUACGACUACCUGCACAGCCUGACGGGCGACGAGGAGCCGCCCGUGCAGGAAGAGGACUACGACUACGAACAGCAAUCGCAAGAAGAAGGAGGGCACGAGCAACAGGAGGAGACAGGAGUCCCGGCCGAUACAGGGUGCGGAAGGAAGAUGGUCAGAGGGCCCGAGAGCCUCCUGCGGAUCAUAGGAGGAAGGGAGGCGAGUCGCGGGGCUUGGCCGUGGCAGGUGGCCGUCCUCAACAGGUUCAAGGAAGUGUUCUGCGGCGGCACCCUCAUCAGCUCCCAGUGGGUACUCACCGCGGCGCACUGUAUCCGCAAGAGGCUCUACGUGCGGCUGGCUGAGCACGACAUCCGCGCCUACGACCACCAGGAAGUGGAAAUGCGGGCUGGACAGUGCACGGCGUCACGUCCUUCGGCGAGGGCUGCGGCGACCAAGCAAGUACGGCGUCUACACCAAAGUGGUCAAUUACCUGCCGUGGAUUA